Molecule: messenger RNA, 2596 nt
Organism: Klebsormidium nitens
Lineage: Eukaryota; Viridiplantae; Streptophyta; Klebsormidiophyceae; Klebsormidiales; Klebsormidiaceae
Source: the annotation of a GenBank genome assembly
GUACCGCGUAGCUAGUAGUCAUCAGAUUCAUUGUCAUGCGGCAUGGCGUGCCCUCACGCCCUCAUCAUACCGGACUAGACGAGCUGAACGAGCAAGGCAUCAAAGACAGGAAACUGCUGUAGAAAGUUGAGCUCUUUUGAGCUACAAGGUGCACUUUGUACGAGGCAGGGGAAGCUCACAUCCUCUGAGUCUCUUCGCCACUUUUACUUUUGGGAAAAUGAUGAGCCAAAUGCAAGAUCAGAGGUCAUCCAAUGGGCCACGGAAGAGGCAGUUUGACGGACCUGACAGAGGCCAGGCAAAGCGGCCAGCAGGAGUUCCAGAGACCCUCUUCAGGCUUCUUGUUCCAGGCAAGCGGGUAGGGAGCUUGAUUGGGAAAGGAGGUUCAAUCAUCAAGCAGAUGAGGGAGGAAACAGGGGCACGAAUCACCGUAGCAGAUGCCCCUCCGUCUUCAGAAGAGCGGAUGGUCAUCAUCCAGGCACAGGAGGUCGUUCAAAAUGUGCAAUUUGGACCCGCGCAGCUGGCGCUCUUCAGGGUGCACAACCGGUUACUAGAAGCCAUAGCACAAGAAGCAGAAAAGACUGGGGCCGUUCCUGAUGGUGGCAGGGUCACGACGCGCCUUCUCAUCGCGGACACGCAGGCAGGGUCGGUGAUCGGCAGGAAGGGGGACAUCAUCAAGCAGAUCCGGGAGAACUCAAAGGCCUUCAUCAAAGUCCUGACGCAGGAAGAGAACCCGUCCACAGCAACGCAGGAGGAUAGGGUGGUGCAGAUUGUUGGCGAACCUGCACAAGUCCAACUUGCCCUUGAAAUUGUCUCAAAGCAGCUAAGAGAGAACCCUCCAAAGGGUCAGGGCGCAGCAGAACACCGUCUCCCAAGCGGCCCCCAGCAGCAAGUCUUCGCUCCCCCGCAGCCCUUCAUACCCUCCUCGACUCCCCUCAGCUUCGGCACCGCUUACCAGAUCGAACCCAGCACUGGGGCCCUCGUUCCUGUGCCCAUCUCGCGAGGGCCUGCUUCUGCGCCCCCCCCCUUGCGCUUCGAAGAGCAUCGGGGGGACAGAAUGUUCGCUCAAGAGCAGUUCAACCGCUCCCAGGGGGAGCCAAACAACCUGGGCGCAGUCUACGGUGCACGGGGGGACGCUCUGCUACCAAGGCGAGACGUUGGCCCCAGUGGUUUGGUUAACGGGGGGAGCUUCCCAUUGGACGAAGGAAUCAUCAACCGGACAGUGGACUACAGCCGAAUAGCAAUGAGCCGGCCUCAGGGCGAGUUCGAUCAGCACGGAGGGCAGCAACCGAGGGGCCAAGACGCUGCUUUUGAGCGGAGAGCCACUCCUCCUUGGGCUAGGGGUACAAACCCGGACCAAGCAGGGGGGCAUGGUCAGGGGGGCCUUGGUAUUGGGGUUUUGGGCGCAGGGGGGGAACUUCCCGGAGGUCCAAGUAGCGGGGUCCUGGGUACGGGAGGGUUCGGCGGAGGGUCUGGUGCGGGUCCCAGCAUUGGGUCGACUGUGAAGAUGAGCGUGAAGAUGACGAUCGCGCGAUCCAUGCUGGGCGCGGUGAUCGGGCGGAAGGGCGCGAACGUGCAGCAGAUUCGGCAGGUUUCGGGGGCCUUGGUCAAGGUACACGACAAGGAGGAGCAGCCCGUGGUGGAGAUUGAAGGCUCGAUGGAGGCCGUCACAGCAGCCCAGAAUCUGAUCCAGCAGUCCGUGAUGCAAGCGGAGCAGGACAGGGCUCGCGGAGAUCGACCGCCCCCCAGGUAUAACGCGCCGCAAGCGCCUGCGCUUGGGGGCCAGUUCGGGGGGGCGGGGUUCCAGAAUCAGGGAGGAGGCGCAAGGGCUCCCGGCUUUGGGGGGCCGCAGCGGCGAUGAUUUGUGAGCAGUAGAUGCGGAAGAUUGGAAGAUGACGGGGGAGAUCGAAUUUUCGAUGAACUCGAUUUCCAAGUGACGUUUGGUUGGGAGGCAAACGCGGGUUAUUGAGAGGGGAGAGCAUUUGUGAGGGGUGGUGUGGAGCCGCGGGGCCUCAGCAUGAUUGGCAUGCUACGGCUUGUCCCAGAUGGGUGAGGAACCGGAUGGCUGAGCUACAAGCAGAUUUCGUUGCAGCGGAAGCAGGUAAGUUUGGUGAACGCGCUUUGAUUGACUCUGGUGCAAAAGCAACUGACCAGAUCACCAAGGCCGUCUUGACCAAAGCCGUCUUGACCACCCCCCAAACGUGGAACAGACAGCGCCACUAAGUUCGACUCCUGCAGCCAAAGAGUCCGAAACCCAAUAGCCAACCCCCUCUCUAACAGUUGUAGUUAUCCCUCUUCUACCCGGGCAUCUUUCACACGAUGAUUCCAAAACCCAAGCCUUUUAGCGCAGCAGGCUGCUAUCUCAAGUAACCCCGUGUCGGACCUGACCCGGAACCCCUCCACAUUGGUGCCUAGAUCAAGCUUGCAAACCAGACGAGGGUAGAAUUGACGGUGCACGGAGGUUCCUUUCAUGUCCUGUAGUAAACAAUACACGGCCCUUUCGCCAUUCGAAUCACUCUCUGAGGCCAUCUACAUUUGUUGGUACAAGUACUUUUGCAGGACCUUGUAAACCUUUGCUUCGUAAACGUGAGUAGACCCG